Molecule: messenger RNA, 3372 nt
Organism: Penicillium subrubescens
Lineage: Eukaryota; Fungi; Ascomycota; Eurotiomycetes; Eurotiales; Aspergillaceae
Product: NPA1/URB1 family protein
Exons: 5
Coding region: 1-3372 (1123 amino acids)
Biological process (GO): maturation of 5.8S rRNA from tricistronic rRNA transcript (SSU-rRNA, 5.8S rRNA, LSU-rRNA); maturation of LSU-rRNA from tricistronic rRNA transcript (SSU-rRNA, 5.8S rRNA, LSU-rRNA)
Cellular component (GO): nucleolus
Source: RefSeq, a predicted model, not a curated record
AUGGCGCACAUUGCCGAGCAUCCCUCUAGGGCGAAGCGCAGAAAGCUCGAUGAUGAACAGACCAGCGAGGAUGUGAAUUUUACUUCUCCUUCCCAACUGCGCGAGCUCCUGCUUUUCCAGCAGAACGCUCUAACUGCCAAGCAAGGCAUUCUAAAAUUCAAGGAGUUUCUGGUGUCAAUUGGUCAGACCGAAAAGGAGAGUGACAAGACUCAGAAGCUUCGUGUUCUGAAGGGCUAUUGCGAUAAGCAAAUUACUCCUGGCAAAGAGGAAGACACCUCCGUCUGCUUUCCGGAUCUCAUCCAGACCUGGGGCUUUGCUGAUAGCAACAAUAAUGAGCCUCUACUAACCAACAUUCCCUCUGUAUUGGCGAUCUUCUUGAAGACUAUCUCCCGCCAACUUGAAUUCCGGGAAUUCGGAGUCGCUUUGUGUAAGCACCUGCUGCAGAAGGACCAGCUCAGACUUUUCAACCGUGGUUUGACGGCAACAAAGACGAAGGAGCAUCUAAUCUCUCCAUGCUUGCGUCUUCUCACCGAAAUUGUCACGUAUGACGGCGGCGCUGUCGCUCGCAAACUGUAUCUCACCCGUUAUAUUACCUUCAAGCGACUCGAAAUCUUCUUGACACCUAACAAGCUGCAGCUUGAGGCUGCAGAGGAUGAUGCACCGAAGUCGACACUCCGAAGAAAUGCUCUGAAGUAUCUCCUUGCCAACCUGAGAGUCCAACAAACUUUGGAGAAGAGCGACAUCAUCGAGCAGCCGAAACUUACUCGAGCGCUGCUUGAACACGCCCGGAAAGACGCUCGGGCGGAUGCUCUGGAGAUUAUCAAGGCAGUUGAGCGAGAUAUUGUGCAAGACGAAUCAUUGCCCCGCAAAUCCAAGAGCAAGUUCUUCAAUCGUUGGAACCUGGAGAAGUUGGUGACGCUCUACGGCUAUGACCGCGAGUCUGAUGAGCCUAAUCCCGAAGGGACAGUGAUUGCCAAUGAGAUCCACCGGGUCCUAAUGAAUAUUUGCAAGACCUCUGGUCUCGGCGUUCUACUCCCAGAGACGGGCUGGUACCCAAUUGGAACUGAUCCCGAGACUCUGCCAAUCGAUGAUGAUGAAAGUAUCGAAUUGGGUCUCGACUCGCCUAUUCACGUCGACAAGUACCGGGAGUCUAUCCCUGUGCGAAACAACUCCCUGUCUCACCUGAUUCAAUGCCUUCGCCCAGAUGUGGACAGUCUGCAAAUCGAGUUGCUGGUCACCAUCUUCAAGGCCGCCCCUGAGUUGAUCGCCGACUUUUUCACUAAAAAGACCAUGUUCACGGCAGACCCCAAGGCCACCCCCUCAUGGAUGGCCGAGUCUGCUUUCCUCUUCUCAACGGUGCAGCUACCCGUGCCCACAAACUGUGGCUGGAAGGACAAGCAGCCGGCCCUGCCGCCUCCCGUGUCCAUCGUCAUCGAGAAUGUUCUUCCUCGCCCUAUGAGCCAGAAAAUCAUGACCCGGUGCUUGAAUCAGAACGCUGAGAUUAUUACAUUGUUCGCAGUGCGAAUUUUGACCCUCUCGUUCAAAAAAUUGCGGGCUGUUCUGAAGAUCUUCCGAGCCGAUCAUGGGCAAGCCCAGCUGUUCUGGAACCAGGCUUCUUCCAAGCUGCUCGCUGAGUUCUCUCGCCGAAUUCCAGCCGUCAAAGAUACGAUCCUUCUGUUCCGCCGAACUACCAAGGAGGACUUGCAACAGCAAGAGGCUGUUGCUGAGCUCUUGGCGUGUUACUACGAAGUAAUGCCCGAUAUUGCGUUGGAGGAGAACUUUGAUGUGUCCUUGGUACUGGUGGAUGUUUUGAAGCGUCUCGAAGAACCCAAGCUCAGCGCUGAUGACUCUGAGAUGCUCCUAAGCCAGUUGCAGAGUGUCCUCCAGAUCGCACAGCAGUCUGCCUCAAUGAGGUGGUGGCAGAAGCCAGCAUCUAUGCAAUACUCGCCCUUUACCUCGAUUCUCAAGGUUCUUGUGGAAACCUCGGACAAGGACUCUGCGCGCCGCAUUUCUUCUCUGCUAAGGUCUGUUCUUGCGGACAAUUCCGUCUUGCAGAACCUACCGCAGUCAUUCAACGCCCUCCUGUCUAGUCUUGAAGAUUCCGAAUCCGAGACACUGCAUAAACAGUUGGUUUUCAUUGACAAUUGCGUGUCCCGAGUCGCGAAGAAGCCUGUCCACUAUCUAGACCUGAUCGGGUCCACGUCCCAAGACGAAGCUGCUACCAGCCCUCUUGUCGCAGCCAUCGUCGAACAAUGGCCUUUCGUCGUCAAGGCCGGCGAUGAAUCUGCUGAAAUAGCUACUGGAGCCUGGAUUGCCAAGUUACUUGCGCACCUGAAACAGGCUGGAGAAAACUCCGCUGCCUUGAAGGCUGCUCGUGACACUUUGGUUGAAGCUACUGAGACGAAGAAGACCCGAUCCCUGAUCAAGAAAAGUUUCAAGGGACAAGAAGACAUUGAUGACGAAGACAAAAUGGAUGUUGACUCUGAGCCGGUGGCCCCGACCUCGUCCGCCAAGACCGCAACAGUGGAUCUCGAUGAGAUCUUCGGCUUCCUGCCCACUGAAGGUACCACACAUAACGCACUGCACAGGUGGGAGAGAGAAGACCUCGAGCAAGCUGUUGAACAAGGGCGUAUUGCUGAGCUGAUGCUUUGUUUGUGCUCGGAGCACGAGGAAGUUCGGAGACAGGCAUUUGCCAAGAUCGCUCGGUUUAUGGGCCAGCUGAAGGAAUCCAAAUAUGGGGAGUGGCGUACUGUAUAUACCCUCACGGGUGAGCUUCUUGAGACUGUCAAUCAAAUCGGUCUUGGGGAGCCUAUUCCCUGGAUCAUCGGCGAAUGCGCGGCCAACUGCCUGAACAUCCUCACUCAUCCCUUGCACAAGGUGUAUGGAAAGGUCAACAAAUUCUUGCAGAAAGCUCCCGUAUGGGAAGUGGAGAAGAUCCCAUCCUACUGGAUUGACAAGGUCUUCCUCAAUGAGCCUGAGCUGGACGAUGGCUACUUUGACGAGAUUGACUGGUUGCUGGGACUAUUCGUUAAGGGUCUCCGCACUAAGGCCGAUAUGGAAAUCUACAGACGUGCGAAUGUUUUCGAACGCAUUCUCUCACUCUACCAGUCACCGACUCUUAGCGAGGCAGCCCGACGAAAGAUUCUGCAUAUAAUCUACCGAGCUGCGCAAGUGGGCGGCAGUACUACUUUGAUUACCCGCGCAGCGGUCAUCAGCUGGAUUCAAGUCCAAGUUGCGGAGGCGGAUGCGAAAGAAGUGGCAUUGCUUGCGGCCUUGGCACGGACUUUGUAUGAGACAUCUGACCGCGAGCGUGUCGAUGCAUGGAGCGCUGGAACUGUCGAGCAUGCCUUGAAGGAGAUCUCGCAAGCAUAA